Pyricularia pennisetigena is the source of this 1728-nucleotide messenger RNA. RefSeq lists its product as uncharacterized. Gene Ontology annotation, biological process: secondary metabolic process. Gene Ontology annotation, molecular function: CoA-ligase activity. NCBI's taxonomy places the organism in Eukaryota, Fungi, Ascomycota, Sordariomycetes, Magnaporthales, Pyriculariaceae. The record is from RefSeq and is a predicted model, not a curated record. Bases 1 to 1728 code for a protein of 575 amino acids. The transcript has 3 exons.
AUGACCACCGUGGUUGAGAACACGCCUACAGGUGUUAUUUACAAGGCCGCCAAAACAUUCCCUGUGCCUGAUCUAGAUAUUUUGUCACUUUUGUUCGACUCAAAACAUACAGCAGCAACUCCGCAGACCGUCAUCCACAUCUCAGCAGAUGACCCGUCUCUGCAGUUGAACGUCUCACGUGCCAGGACCCUCACGCACGCGACGUCGGCCGCCCUCCGGCGCCACUUCAACAUUGGCGCCGACGGUCCAGGGCGGGACAUAGUCUCGGUCGUCUCAACGGGGCACUACCUCCUGCCAGUGCUCUGCUAUGGCAUCAUCGGCGCUGGAGGAGUUCUUUCGGCCGCCUCGACUGCGUCAACGCCUAGUGAGCUGGCCAGGCAGCUCCUGAGCAGCGAGAGCAAGAUCUUCUGCUGUGUGGAGGGCCUGAAGGACGUCGCCGUCAAGGCGGCCGAGGAAGCAGGCUGGGGCCGGGGUGGCGGGGGCAGGUUGUUGGUCAUGGGUGAGGGCAGAGAGUGGACGCUAAAGGUUGUCCAGGCCGACGGCUCGCUGGGGCGGAGCCUUAUCGAUGAGAGCGACUUGCUUCCCUGGCAGACCAUCACGGACCGAAAGAAGCUGGAGGAUAGUUUCGUCAUCAUGAUAUACAGCUCAGGAACUACGGGUCUUCCAAAGGGCGUCAAGCUCUCGCACCGGAACCUUGUGGCCCAAACCGUCAUACCAGGAGACUUGAUCAGGCAGUCGUGGGGCGGACCGCAGCCUAGUUGGGAUUAUCGCACCCUGGCGCACCUGCCGAUGGCGCACAUCGCCGGGAUCCAGGGCUACCUCAUCAACCCCUUCUACGUGGGCGGGGCGACGUACUGGAUGCCACGGUUCGACUGGCACAAGUUCCUCGGGUACAACAAGCAGUACAAGAUCACCAUCUUCUUCACGGCUCCGCCCAUCUACCUGAUGAUCGCCAAUAGCCCGGACGUGACGGACCAGUUCGCGAGCCUCGAGAUGGCCAUCAGCGGCGCGGCACCGCUGGGCAAGGAGCUGCAGCUCGCAGCAAGCCGCAAGCUCGGGACGGGCGGCAACGUCUUCAUCAGCCAGACGUGGGGCCUGAGCGAGACGUGCGGCAGCGCGACGCUGAUGCCGCCCGGCAUGGACGACGACACGGGCAGCGUCUCGGCGCUCAUGCCCAACAUGGAGGCGCGCAUCGUGGACGACGACGGCCGCAACGUGGAGCCGGGGCAGGCCGGCGAGGUGCUGCUCCGCGGGCCCGUCGUCUGCAACGGCUACUUCAGGAACGAGGCGGCCGACGGGGAGAGCUUCGUCACCGACGACGACGGUGGCCGCUGGUUCCGCACGGGCGACGUGGCCCACGUCCGCGGUGGGCUCGUCUACAUCAUCGACAGGAAGAAGGAGCUCAUCAAGUACAAGGGCCUGCAGGUCGCGCCCGCCGAGCUCGAGGCCCUGCUGCUCAGCCACCCGGCCGUGCUGGACGCCGCGGUCAUUGGCGUGCCCGCGGUCGAGGGCGACGAGACCAGCGAGGUGCCCAGGGCCUAUGUGGUGGCGGACCGGAACAAGAUCGACGCCGACGCCAUCAAGGACUUUGUCAAGCGCAACGCGGCCAACCACAAGCAGCUCAGGGGCGGCGUGGUCUUCCUGGACGCCAUCCCCAAGAGUGCUGCUGGCAAGAUACUGAGGAAAGAUCUGAGGGCGCUGGCCAGCAGGGGACAGAGUAAGCUGUGA